Annulohypoxylon maeteangense is the source of this 3676-nucleotide messenger RNA. RefSeq names its product kinase-like domain-containing protein. The record is from RefSeq and is a predicted model, not a curated record. Gene Ontology annotation, biological process: protein phosphorylation. Gene Ontology annotation, molecular function: ATP binding; protein serine/threonine kinase activity. The transcript has 4 exons. NCBI's taxonomy places the organism in Eukaryota, Fungi, Ascomycota, Sordariomycetes, Xylariales, Hypoxylaceae. The coding region runs from base 618 to 3254 and encodes 878 amino acids.
GGCAGCCGAUACCACCAAUAAUGUACUUCGCCCACCCGAAUAUUUAGUACCCUAAAGUAUCUAGUAUCCCCCCGCCAUUAAGGCCCCAUCGGCCCCCAUCAGGCUCAAAUCAGAAGCCCGCCUUUUUCAGCCAGCACCAAAACCAAGCACCAGCCAUUACCCAUUACCCAUACCUGAACUGUCUGGACAGAGCGAGACAUCAACCGCAACGUCUCAGCGUGCAUUUCUAUUCAUCUGUCUUCCCUUCACCAUCCAUCAUCAUCCACCAUCCACCAUCCACCUGCAGACAUCAUUUUACACUGACGCCAGAAAAAAAAAUACUUUUCCCCUCACGCAAAUCAAUUUUCUCCUCCGUCUACUUCUCUUUUUUUCCCUCUAAACCCCCACGCUCAUCGGUCAAACGUCAAAUCUCCAACCAAACGUGGUUGUUCUGGUAAAUUAUUUUUUAAAAAUUCCCAUUUUCACACAAUUACAUCAAAUCAAGUAUUCAAUAACCGCCACACGCCAAUCCCGCCCUACGAACCACUGGCGGCUCCCGACAUAGUUUAAGAACUGUUGGAUAGGAACCUGACAUUAGGUGAGAGAGAUCAAAACCUUACACCUUUUGAUCCAUCAUCAUGUCAGGUUCGGAGGGAGGAUUCGACCUGCUUCGGCGGGCAACUCAAGCAAUGAUGUCAAAAACAUCGACCGCGGAGGACGAUGGCACUGACCAAAUUGGUUACGAUACUCCGAGAUCUGGCAUCGCUACGCCUCAGCCUGAUCUUCACGACAAGAGACUACCGGGUAUUAUGAGCUACUUUGGUCAGGAAGAGAAGGAUUCGCACAUCGUACCUGAGCAACUGCCGAGCCCGGAAUCGGAAUUGAGCGGCAAGGACGUCACGCCUGAUUCUUCGCCUCUCCUUUCACAUGAGAGGAUCGAACCCCUGGCAAAAGUACAGUCCUCGCAACAGUCAGCUUCCGAUAUCCACCCUUACCCUACGCCUCCUUGUUCACAAACACCGUCGGAGAGGGGAGUCAAGUUGUCAGAUGCGAGUGGAGAUUCCGACGGGGCUACUAGCGGCCCAUCGAAUCGAUCUUCUCUGAACACCAAGAGCGGCUCGGACCUUUCUCAGCUCAAAGUUCGGAGAGCCACUUUAGCAUCCCCUCUUACGAGCAUCGUCACAACGUCUAAUGUCCUUGCGAGCCAUCUUUCUAUCCCUACCGAUCGUGCAUUUUCAACAACACCAAGUUCUCCUUCCGACGCGCAGCCCCCUGCAGGCGAUGCCGGCAGUUUUCUAUCUCAGUCCGCCUCGAUUGAUCGACUCAAGAAGCUAACAGAUGUUGGGACGAAAAAGAGCGGCCCCCCGACCCCUACCAGAACGCUCUCGGCUACCCACUCGUCACACGCAGAAGAAAGGUCGCCUUCGAAGCUUAGUGGAGAUGGAAUGGAUACGGGUGGGAGGCAGACGCCAGUCUCAUCUGCGAGUAGCGGUGCGCAAGCGCCACCACAGAGAGGCAAGCUUACUAUCAAGAUCUUGGAGGCGAGAGGGUUGCGGAAGAGCCGCGAUCCCUACGUUGUUGCCGUGUUCCAGAGAAGCGAGUUGAUCUCGCAUGGACCACGGACUUUCGAGGACGAAGACGAGUCAGCAGCACCCGCGCCGGUCCCCAUUGGCGGGAUUCCCAUACAGCGCCAAAGCAGCGACCAAGGCCGUUCGAUGGCGAUACCUAUGCGUAGUCGCCAGAGCAGCAACACCAGCAUCACCGACUAUAACACAUUCCGCAAUCGUCCGCGAAGAUCGUUUACAAGUCCUAAGUGGGAUGCCGAAGCAGUAUUUGAUGUUGUUGAUUCAGACAUGCUAGUGGACAUUUCGAUUUAUGACCACGGCACCCAAGGAGAAGACUUCUUGGGCCACGUUGAUUUCCAGGCGAUUAUCCCUGGUAAAGAUGAGCCAGUGCGAGGCUGGUACUCGUUAAGAGGAAAUCUCGACACGACUCCCGACAAGACGCCCACCGGUGAAAUAUUUGUCGAGGCGAUCUACCAGCGAACCGAGAAGAAGCAUUACGGUCCCGACGAUUUCCAGAUUCUACGUUUGAUUGGGAAGGGUACGUUCGGUCAAGUUUACCAAGUUCGGAAGAAGGAUACUGGCCGGAUAUACGCCAUGAAAGUAUUGUCGAAGAAGGUCAUCGUCCAGAAGAAAGAGGUGGCGCACACGGUCGGAGAGCGGAACAUCCUCGUAAGGACAGCCAUGUCGGAAUCCCCGUUCAUCGUAGGCUUGAAAUUCUCUUUCCAGACUCAGAAUGACCUUUUCCUCGUCACCGACUAUAUGUCAGGCGGCGAGCUUUUCUGGCAUCUCCAGAAAGAAGGCCGAUUCGAUGAGAAGCGAGCCAAGUUUUACAUCGCAGAGCUUAUUCUCGCAAUUCAACAUCUCCACAACAACGACAUCGUCUACCGAGAUCUCAAGCCUGAGAAUAUCUUACUCGAUGCCAAUGGCCACAUAGCCCUUUGCGAUUUUGGCCUGUCCAAGGCGAAUCUGACCCAAAACGACACAACAAAUACGUUUUGCGGAACCACGGAAUACUUAGCUCCGGAGGUAUUGUUGGACGAGGCCGGAUACACCAAGAUGGUAGAUUUCUGGUCACUCGGUGUCCUUGUUUUCGAGAUGUGUUGUGGGUGGAGCCCCUUUUACGCCGAGGAUACGCAGCAGAUGUACAAGAACAUCGCGUUCGGUAAGGUGCGAUUCCCCCGAGACACACUUUCGCAGGAAGGUAGGAACUUCGUCAAGGGUCUCCUGAACAGAAAUCCGAAACACCGGCUAGGCGCCAUUGAUGAUGCCGAGGAGCUGAAGAGACAUGCAUUCUUCGGGGAUGUCGACUGGGACGUUUUGGCCAAGAAACUCAUCACCCCGCCCUUUAAGCCGAAGUUGAAGUCCGAAACCGACGUCUCCUACUUUGACCCCGAAUUCACCAACGCGUUGAAUACGAAUGGCUCGCUGAACGAACGUGCUCAGCAGUUAGCCACUGGGUUUGCGACGUCAACACCGUUGUCCCCGACUACACAGGCGAAUUUCCAGGGUUUUACGUUUGUAGAUGAGAGUUCAUUGGAUGACCAUAUGAGAGGACGAUACGUUGACGAGGAGAUGGACGACGCUGAUCACCGAGAUAACGACUGGGACGAUCUCGAAGAUCUCGAUCUCCGGAAGGCCAACAGGAUGAGUGGGAUCGUCAAGACUGGGAAUAACGACGAGCCUUUUGGCGAUUCCCACUUUGACAUAUGACACGGAGUUUUUUUCUUGUUUAUUUUGGAGCCUUACGACAAUGAGGAUGAACCCGCACGAUCGUUCUCAGCAUUCACGACAGUUUCUGCAAUUCUUCUAAAAUCCUGUCCGUGGCAUUAUUGCAUAAGGGCGGCAUACUGCAUGAGGUGACAGUUGGCAGAAGUUAAUUAGUCACUACGGGGUGGUCGGGCGUUUGGUAGUUGCAAAUAGUCUGGAAUCAUGACACUUUACGUACACGAGGCUACGGGAUUCUUUCGGAAAUAUCUAACCCAUUACCCAUUUUACGUCAUGAAGGAUCAGUACAGAUCACAUGGUCUUGCCCCUUUGUCACUUUUCAGUUUGAAAUUCAUACGCGGAGACUUCUGAUAGCGAAGCGUUUACUGCCGACGGGCGGCGUAGCCCUUCUCCGCGCGGACAAUCUC